AUAGAUAUAGAUACAAAUACACAUAGUACUCUAUUAAACCCUUCCUUCACACUCACGUCCCCGCUAUUCCAAGCUAAAACCAAGGGCAAAUCUCCAGAGCAUGAAAGGAAGCCGCGUCACGACCUGGACGGCAUUUCAGCUCUGGACUUCCAGCACCACGACUUCAAGAGCAUGGAGAAGUACCUCCAGGACCUGCAUGAGAAGUAUCCGGAGAUCACGGCGCUAACCAGCAUUGGGAAAUCCGUGGAGGGACGGGAGCUAUAUGUGCUGGAAGUUACGAAGAACCCUGGGAAGCAUUUGCCUGGCAAACCCGAGUUCAAAUACGUGGCCAACAUGCACGGAAACGAAGUGGUGGGCCGCGAGCUUCUGCUUGAACUGGCCAAGUUCCUCUGCUACCAGUACUAUGCGGGAGACGAGAGGGUGCAGCGCAUACUGAACACUACACGAGUGCACCUGAUGCCUAGCAUGAACCCGGAUGGCUACGAGAAGUCUAGAGAAGGCGAUUACAGCAGCAUGCGAGGCCGAGCCAAUGCCCACAAGGUGGACUUGAACAGAAACUUCCCCGAUCAGUACGGGCCUACAAAGGACAACAUUUUCCCCGAACCAGAGACAAUUGCGGUGAUGAAUUGGUCGUUGUCUGUACCUUUCGUGUUGUCCGCGAACCUUCACGGCGGCGCCCUCGUCGCCAACUACCCGUAUGAUGGCAACCCUGACAUGAAGACGGGCGUGAAGUCCGCCUCGCCUGAUGACCCUGUGUUUAUGCAUUUGGCUCACGUUUAUGCUGACGCUCAUACGAAGAUGCAUCUAGGGCAGCCCUGCAAGAACUUGAUAGACGAAAAGUUCCCCGGAGGGAUCACUAAUGGCGCUCAGUGGUACGUGCUAGCGGGUGGCAUGCAGGACUGGAACUACCUACACACGAACGAUAUGGAGCUGACGUUGGAACUGGGCUGUUACAAGUUCCCGCCGGAAUCUGACCUGCCUACUUAUUGGGAGCACAACAAGGACGCGCUGCUGACGUAUAUCGAACAGGUCCAUAAAGGAGUCCACGGCUUCGUCCACAGCCACAUCGGCAGUGCGCUAGCCAACGCGACCAUCGCCGUUGAAGGCAUCCGGCAUACAGUACGCUCGGCGGCUGAUGGAGACUAUUGGAGGAUACUACUACCAGGGACCUAUAACGUCACUGCCAGCCGUAGUGGGUACGAAAGUGUAACGGAAGAAGUGACCGUCCCACCCAAUGGAUCCGUCAGCCUUAACUUCACGCUCAUGGCUAUCGACCCCCAGCACUGGUCAUCGGCGUAUGACUUCCGCGUGCUAGAGAACAUAAUCAACACGCGGUACCACUCUCGCCUGGAGGCCUACGAGCUACUCUCAGAACUGGAGAACAAAUUCCCGGACGUAGCGGAGUUCCGAGCUGGAGACAGCCUGGCUACGUCGAUGUUCCAUGAGCUGAAGAUCACUGACCAGGUCGGUUCGCCCGAAGAGACCAAGUUCCACAUAGCGAUCAUCAGCAGCUUCUACGGCUCAGAACCUCUUGGACAAGAGAUGCUAAUCAACUUUGCUCGGCACAUAGCCAACGCCUACUCCAUAGGAGAGCCCCUCCACAAACGCUUGCUAAACACCACCGUACUACACUUCAUCCCCAACAUAGACGUACUAGCUGAAAAAGUCAUAAAACAGUACGACGGAUCCAGCAAAUGUGAGAUUGAUACUUUAGAAGAAGGAUUUGGAGACAGCCUGUAUAGCUACAUAACUCAAAGCAACAAUAAUCCGUUGACAAAUUACACUAGAGAGAAAUCCUUUGUGGAACUGCUAAAGAGUGAAAAGUUCGAUCUGGUGCUGGAACUGUCUUCGGGGAACGAGGAUGUGGCGUAUCCCGAAAUGUCGAAGGAGAUAUAUGAGAAGUUCGCGAGGGUCUACCAGGAUAACAGGACGCCUAGCGACAAGUACGCGUGUGUGGCGUCGAAUGAUAAUGAGAUACACGGAGCCCUAAUAGACACACUAUUAGAGAAACUAGACACGCCGGUAAUAUCUGCGGGCCUGAGCUGCUGCCGCAUGCCCGAGGCGAGGGACAUCGCGUGGGUGUGGCGGGACAACCUGCAGAGCGUCAUGAGCUUCGUGCAGCAGGCUGACACUGGUAUAAUGGGCUACGUAAAGAACGAGCUAGGCGCUCCGAUGCGCGAGGCCACAGUCUCUGUGGAGGGCGUGGCGAAGCCCUACCGCGUGAGCGCCAACAUGGCGCACUUCCGGCUCAUGCUGCCGCCCGGGGAGUACCGGGUCGUGGUCCGCUGCCACAAGUACGAGGACCAGGCUUUCACAUGGCGCGUUGUGGAGAAAGUGGUGAAGCAUAAAGACGUGGUGCUACGGCGUGUGAACUCGGAGCACCUGCCUGGAGGACAGUUCAGCGAGUUGCCUCUACCUGUGCCGGUUGAAGUUGAUCCCAAUACCAUCUACGUCACCGGCCUAGCACUGGACAUCAACAGCCAGCCGCUUCCCAACGCAAUCCUGACCAUCUUCCCGCUGAAGACGCUCAAGCCAGUAGCCACCAAUACCAGCGACGCCGCCGGGCACUUCGCUGUGCGUCUACCAGUCACCUACCUGGGCAAGGAAGUGAGAAUGACCGCGCGUGCGUCAGGAUAUAUUACCAGGGAGAAACAUGUGCCAAUAAACGAGAACGACAACGUGACGCCGAACAUACUGUUCAAGUUGGAAAAGGACGACUAUGUUCUCGGCAUGCCGCGGCUGGUUUUCGUCAUGCUGGCAGGUGUGGUGGGUGUAUGCGUGGUGACUCUCGGCGCCUGGUGUUUGAGUUGCCGCCAGCGCGCGCGUGACUCGCGCAAAGACUACUUGUUCACGCAACUACCCUCCGAUGAUAAGAGGCCGCUGUGUGCUGACGAUAACUACGAGAUAGUACGCAAGCCGUACUACGAUGAGGAGGACCUACCGCCCUCCGAAACGGACUCUGAGGACGAAGUGGUCCUCCUGCGCUCCGACCGCGACUGGAAGUCCACUGAGUGAGCCAGCGACCACCAGCCCUGUUCUUGAAGCAUUCUAAGCUUCAACUUGCGCUCAAUAGUUGGCACCACUGACUAUCUUACUUGCCUGUGCCUGUGGCGCCAACAUGGUGGUGCAAAUGCAAUAGUUCUACCGCUUACCAGUUUGGCACCACUAUCGAGUGACAGGACUUAAUAAUGGCGCAUAAGCGCCUGCCUACUCAUCUCAUGAUUAGAUAAAAAAAUAUGAUCCGGCUUCUAACAAACCAUCAGAAUGUGACAAUCCUAUCUAUCAAUUUAGUUAGGUCAGAAAAACAUAUACGAUAUGGAAUUUCAAUGCUUCAAAAAUAGGGCUCCAGAAGUUAUUCCCGGCUGCUGGGAGGUCAGAAACUCUUCUACAGUUAAUUCGAGUCAGUAAACUGUCAUUGACAGACGUCAGUCGGACUGCAAUGAGGGCUAUUUUUAUAUCGCUCACCAGUUGGCGCCACAGUAGAGUAAGGUCCUGUCAAUCACUCUGUCAAGUAUAAAAACGAUAACCCUCAUUGCAAUAGUAAUACAGUAAAUAGAUGGUGCGAACAACUUCUAGGCGGAAAAUGGUCUGACUUAUCAUUUUAUAGUGCGUCAAAAAAUUCUCAAUAUUUGGCAUAUUUCAUCAAAU
Molecule: messenger RNA, 3648 nt
Organism: Ostrinia furnacalis (Asian corn borer)
Lineage: Eukaryota; Metazoa; Arthropoda; Insecta; Lepidoptera; Crambidae
Product: carboxypeptidase D-like
Exons: 17
Biological process (GO): protein processing; peptide metabolic process
Molecular function (GO): metallocarboxypeptidase activity; zinc ion binding
Source: RefSeq, a predicted model, not a curated record